Molecule: messenger RNA, 306 nt
Organism: Wallemia mellicola CBS 633.66
Lineage: Eukaryota; Fungi; Basidiomycota; Wallemiomycetes; Wallemiales; Wallemiaceae
Product: PBD-domain-containing protein
Exons: 1
Biological process (GO): actin filament organization
Molecular function (GO): protein serine/threonine kinase activity
Source: RefSeq, a predicted model, not a curated record
CUUUCUGAUUUACUUCAAUUACAAAAGAAGCCAGAAAUUUCUACGCCAUAUGAUCCAGUACAUCUAACACACGUUGGUUUCAACUCCGAUACAGGUGAAUUCACCGGUUUACCAAAAGAAUGGCAACAAUUGUUGCAAGAUUCAGGUAUUUCAAAACAAGAUCAAGAAGCUAAUCCUCAAGCUGUUAUGGAUAUUGUUGCUUUCUAUCAAGAUGCACAAAAAGCUCAGCUUGGUGCUGAGGAUUCUCAGGUUUGGAAGAAAAUGGGUGGCGUUGCAAAUGGUCAGCCAACUGGUCCUGUCGAGAAA